Messenger RNA from Drosophila simulans, 1625 nucleotides. Its product is annotated as pyridoxal phosphate phosphatase PHOSPHO2. NCBI's taxonomy places the organism in Eukaryota, Metazoa, Arthropoda, Insecta, Diptera, Drosophilidae. Gene Ontology annotation, molecular function: phosphatase activity. The transcript has a single exon. The record is from RefSeq and is a predicted model, not a curated record. Bases 1 to 789 code for a protein of 262 amino acids.
AUGUUUGCAAUUUCGAGAAGCCUCCGGUUGAGCCGCUGCCUUUCGGCCUUCGGACGCGGUCUGAGCGCAUCCAGUUCGCCUGGACCGCGCACCCUAGUCGCCAUCGACUUCGACAGAACCAUCGUGGAGCAGGACUCCUAUUUGGCGGUGAGCCAGCUGCUGCCGACCAGUCAGCGCAAGGAGCUGCAGGACCAGAUCCCCAAGUGCGGCUGGCUGAGUUUCAUAAGCGGAGUGCUGCAGCGCCUGCAUGGCGAGCACAAGGUGAACUCCGCGUCGGUGGGCAAGCGUGUGCGCAGUCUCACAGCCGUGCCUGGAAUGCUGCGGGUGGUGCGCCGCUUGGCCAGGAUCCCUGAGCUCGAACUGUGCAUCGUCAGCGACGCCAACUCCUUCUUCAUCGGCGAGUGGCUGGAGGCGUACGCCAUUGAGUGCCUCUUUGCCGGCGGCGUGUUCACCAAUCCCGCCUGCGUCCAGGCGAGCGGCGAGGUGCUGGUGCUGCCCUACCAGGAGCAGACUGACUGCGAUCUCUGCCCCUCCAACAUGUGCAAGGGCUCCGUGAUGGAGGAGCUGACGUGCAGCGGGCGAUACGAGCGCGUGAUCUAUGUGGGCGAUAGUUGCAACGAUCUGUGCGCCAUGAAGCGGCUGCGGCAAAUGGACGUGGCCUGCGUCCGGCGCGGAUUCGAGCUGCACGGAAAGAUGACCGCCCAUGGCCAGGAACUGGCCUGCUCCGUGCUCACAUGGCGCGACGGCCACGAGCUGGAGGAGCUCCUGAUGCCCAAAAUCGUGGCGUAGAGUUUGUGGUAAGGCCAGGUUAUUAAUGCUGCUGUUUUAUUCGACUUAAAAAUAAAUCUUUCAGUAUGUAUACAUAAGAAUAAUUCCACUUAAUAUGAAGGACUUAAGAUUUACUUUUCGCGGAAAGUGGAUUACCCACCAGCUCUCUCCAGCCGAGGUCUGCAGCUGGGCCCGUCUGUGGAUCCACUUCGUCUUAAGUAGACCGAAAACUUAGAGCUACCUAUCCUGCGGCGGUAUUAGAACUGUUGCCUAACAAUAUUUCACACAUGGUUCUUCCACACUUCCACUUCCACAUCCACAUCCUCCUACCUAAUCCUCGCUAGCCACAUCUGUAUCUGUUCUUGUGCUUCAAUCUUAUAGCUAUAGCUAGUAUAUCUAUAUAUAUAUAUUUAUAUAUAUAUAUAUAUAUAUAUGUGUUUGCUUGUUUGUGUGUGUGGUGUGUGUGUGGGUCCGAGUGUUGGGUUAUGUGUUAGCAUAAAUUACAUUUAUAAUACAUUCUUAGCCAUACGAUUGCAGAGUGGCACCCGGCUCCCCAAUCCCCGAUCCUCGAUCCUCCGCCGAGCCAAGUCCCUUCCCCGCUUACGAAUCUACCGAAACUAAUCUAAACUAAACGAAACGAAAAAAAAAAGGACAAGCAGCUACCGCACAUGAAGACACUACUUAGGCUGUGCUUAACUACUUACAUGGGCUAGAGGGCGUGGUUCCUAUAAAUACACACAUAUACAUGUUCAAAAAUUCGGCGCAUAAGACGUUUAAAAUCAGAGUUAUGUCUACAGAAGAUACAGAUGCACAGUGCGCACGGUGGCUUAGACUUAGACUUGGCUGAGAAAUAGAAA